UCAGCAACCUUCAACAACAUGGAAACCAAUUGAAAAACAUGAAUCAAGAGCUGAAAACUCACGUCAAAGAUCUUCAACAGCAUGGCGAUCGAAUGGAAAACAAGAAUCAUGA
Molecule: messenger RNA, 112 nt
Organism: Rotaria sordida
Lineage: Eukaryota; Metazoa; Rotifera; Eurotatoria; Philodinida; Philodinidae
Source: the annotation of a GenBank genome assembly